Molecule: messenger RNA, 330 nt
Organism: Macroventuria anomochaeta
Lineage: Eukaryota; Fungi; Ascomycota; Dothideomycetes; Pleosporales; Didymellaceae
Exons: 1
Coding region: 1-330 (109 amino acids)
Source: RefSeq, a predicted model, not a curated record
AUGAGGAUCAAUCUCAUGCUCGGCGUUGCCCUCUUAGCGGGAGUUGCAGCCGCACUCACAGUCUCCAAUCUGAUUCUUUCGGUCGACAGCGUAUCGCAAGACCACUCCUGCAACCUCACUGGUGCCUUCGAUAUCUCACUCAAUUCGACCGCUCCUGUGACCGCCGCUGCCGACAAUGAGUAUUGGACCGCCAACGUGGCGCGUGGCAGAAAGUUUCUUGAGGCCAUGAAGGACACCGAUCUCGAGGCAACUACCAUAUUCAAAAUGGACAAGACUGCGAAGAGCAAGCACGACGGACACCUCAAAGCUGAGAUGGGGGAUUGGAGCUGA